Messenger RNA from Nematolebias whitei (Rio pearlfish), 663 nucleotides. It is a transcript of the gene hint2, whose product is annotated as histidine triad nucleotide binding protein 2. The record is from RefSeq and is a predicted model, not a curated record. Gene Ontology annotation, molecular function: hydrolase activity. NCBI's taxonomy places the organism in Eukaryota, Metazoa, Chordata, Actinopteri, Cyprinodontiformes, Rivulidae. Bases 66 to 560 code for a protein of 164 amino acids. Gene Ontology annotation, cellular component: mitochondrion; cytoplasm. The transcript has 5 exons.
GGUCGUAAACAAAGUGAAAUUCUGAUCUUUGACAACUUUAAGCGUUAUUAGCUAGGUACCUAGUUAUGUAUUUUCGUCAUGUUUUACGAACACAAUUCGUCGGCACCAGGGCGGCCCAGUUAUGUCCUUUUCUGCGUGUUUGUCGAACCGAGAGGUCACUUUGCACUCAAAACGAUGAGGUGAAACUGGCACAGGAGGCCAGCAAGAGGUACGGCUCCCCAGGUCCAACCAUCUUCUCCAAAGUGAUUGAUAAAAGCAUCCCUGCAGAUGUCAUUUAUGAAGAUGACAAGUGCUUGGCAUUCAGAGACAUCAACCCGCAGGCCCCUGUUCACUUCUUGGUUAUUCCAAGGGUCCCUAUUCCUGGAAUAAGUGCAAUCAAAGAUGAUGAUGCUCAGCUCUUGGGACAUUUGUUGAUUGUUGCUAAAAAUGUGGCGAAGCAAGAGUCCCUGACUGACGGCUACAGAGUCGUGAUCAACGAUGGAAAAGAUGGAUCUCAGAGCGUCUACCACCUCCACGUCCACGUCCUGGGAGGACGGCAGAUGUCAUGGCCGCCAGGAUGAUGGUUUCGUCCAGUCCUGUGCAAAAGUCUUAAACCACACCUCGUUCCUUUUUGGAUCGCUUUCGAGGAGCCAGCGUUGGCUGGGAUCUUUUAAAGUGGAUUAG